This is a messenger RNA of Carassius carassius (crucian carp), 1811 nucleotides long. RefSeq names its product DBH-like monooxygenase protein 2 homolog. Gene Ontology annotation, cellular component: secretory granule membrane. The transcript is spliced from 13 exons. Bases 48 to 1718 code for a protein of 556 amino acids. Lineage: Eukaryota; Metazoa; Chordata; Actinopteri; Cypriniformes; Cyprinidae. Gene Ontology annotation, biological process: norepinephrine biosynthetic process; octopamine biosynthetic process; dopamine catabolic process. The record is from RefSeq and is a predicted model, not a curated record. Gene Ontology annotation, molecular function: dopamine beta-monooxygenase activity; copper ion binding.
CAAACACCUUACAAAAGACACUAUUUAUCAGAUUUUGAAAAGCAAACAUGGUCACAUUAUCUCUUGUUCUGCUUCUGCUUUCAGUCCAGUGGUGCUGGGCUCAGGAAGACCCUCUUCUGCCUUUCUCUGAACACCUGGACCCCAAUCAGAAGGUGCAGCUGAAGUGGGGAUUUGAUGAGAUCCAGGGCACAAUCUUGUUUGAGCUCACGGUCCGCACCACCGGCUGGGUCGGUUUUGGCUUCAGCCCCAACGGAGGAAUGAUUGGAGCCGAUAUGGUCAUUGGAGGAGUUGGACCCAAAGGCAGUUACUUCACGGACCGUCAUGCUGUGGCGUUUUCAAUGCCUUUGAUUGACAAGCAACAGAACUACAAACUCCUGUCUCUGACUGAGUCUAAUGGGAAAACAGUCAUGAAGUUUCAGAGGUCCAUCAGCUCUUGUGAUGAAAAUGAUUUACCAAUCACUGAUCUCCCCAUGAAGCUGAUCUAUGCGUAUGGAGUGACUGAUGAAAUCCAAUACCACAGCAACCGAAGAGGGACAAAGGAGCUAAACCUGUUGAAGUACAUGCCUCGGGUCAAGUCUCCAAACAGCAACUUUUUUGACAUAACCAUGGACAAUCUCAAUUUACCAGCCAAACAAACCUACUAUCACUGCAAGAUCAUGAAAGCCCCAACGUUUGAUCACAAAAAGCACAUUUAUCGCAUUGAGCCACUGAUCACAAACAUUGAUGUCGUGCAUCAUCUUGUGUUGUACCGCUGUCCUCCGAGCGUGACCAAGCCAUUCGAGGAGGAGUGUUAUGUUGGGGUGGAUGCAAAGUGUAUAGAGGCUGUGGCGGUGUGGGGAAGUGGCGGAGGGGCUUUUGAAUUUCCUGAAGUGGCAGGACUUCCAAUUGGAGGAAAAGUUGAGGAUUUUUUCUACAAGCUUGAAGUGCAUUACAACAACCCCCAAAAAACUGCGGGUCGAGUUGAUAACUCAGGUCUCCGAUUCUUUUACACCUCUGAACUCCGUCAGCACGAUGCAGGUGUUCUGAUCACAGGGCUUGCGGUGCUCCCUGGGUACGCCAUCCCACCCAAAGCCAAAUCCUUCCUCACAUACGGCCUGUGUGACACUGCUUAUAUUCCAGAGGUUCUGGAGACACCAACUGAUCUUCAGGUUUUCACUGCGAUGCUGCACACACACUUAGCUGGACGGAAGGUGCGAGUCGGACACUUCAGAGGAGGUCAACAGAUCGAUUUCCUAGCUGUGGAUGAAAACUAUGAUUUUGAAUAUCAACAAGCAAUCAAUUUGGGUAAAACUAAAACUGUGAAGUUGGGUGACCAAUUGCUGGUGGAGUGCACCUAUAAUACUGAAAACCGCAGCACACUCACAUGGGGGGGAGUCUCCACUACAGAUGAGAUGUGUUUGGUCUUCCUCCUCUACUAUCCAGUUAUGAAUCUGAGUGUCUGUGCAAGCCUCCCAAAUCCAACUACUAUAAUGUCUGAAAUGGGAGCAAAAGAUCCAGCUACUUGGCUCAAUAUGAUGUCCAGUAAGACUUGGAAUGACACGUCUAUCAAUCAAUACCAACAAACACUGAAGAGAAUCGACCAGCUCGUCAUGGUCAUGGACUCAGAUAACAACAUAUCAAACAACACCGGGCUGAUUCCUGACCUCAAAGCCAUCCCGUCUGCACCCUGCGUGAGCGGCAGAGCCACCAGGAGCCUUGCUUUGCCAUCAGGGCCGUAGCUGGGGUUUGCGGGGCACUGGUGCAGGUUUUACCUGUGGGCCCUGUUUGAAAUCAUGUAAACCGCACAAAUAAAUAGAACAAAUAUACAAUUU